Molecule: messenger RNA, 2541 nt
Organism: Neoarthrinium moseri
Lineage: Eukaryota; Fungi; Ascomycota; Sordariomycetes; Amphisphaeriales; Apiosporaceae
Exons: 1
Coding region: 1-2541 (846 amino acids)
Biological process (GO): intracellular protein transport; intra-Golgi vesicle-mediated transport; endoplasmic reticulum to Golgi vesicle-mediated transport
Cellular component (GO): COPI vesicle coat
Molecular function (GO): protein binding; structural molecule activity
Source: RefSeq, a predicted model, not a curated record
AUGAAGCUGGACGUCAAGCGGCAGCUGUUCGCUCGCAGCGAGCGCGUCAAGGGCUGCGACUUCCACCCCACCGAGCCCUGGAUCCUGACCACCCUCUACUCGGGCCAUGUCCACAUCUGGAGCUAUGAGACGCAGCAGAUCGUCAAGAGCUUCGAGGUCACCGACGUCCCUGUGCGCGCCGGUCGCUUCAUUGCCAGGAAGAACUGGUUCAUCUGCGGCUCCGACGACUUCCAGCUCCGCGUCUACAACUACAACACAUCCGAGAAGAUCACCAGCUUCGAGGCCCACCCGGACUACAUCCGCGCCAUCGCCGUCCAUCCCACACAGCCCUUCUGCUUGACGGCGUCCGAUGACAUGACCAUCAAGUGCUGGAACUGGGACAUGGGCUGGAAGUGCAUCAGAACUUUCGAGGGCCACUCGCACUAUGUCAUGGGCUUGAGCAUCAACCCCAAGGACACCAACACAUUCGCCUCCGCCUGUUUGGAUAGGACCGUCAAGGUCUGGUCCCUAGGAUCGUCCACCGCCAACUUCACCAUCGAGGCCCACGACACCAAGGGUGUCAACUAUGUCGACUACUACCCCCACUCGGACCGUCCGCAUCUUCUGACAUGUUCCGACGACCGUACCAUCAAGGUCUGGGACUACACGACCAAGUCGCUGAUUGCUACCCUUGAAGGGCACACCAACAACACCUCGUUCGCCGUCUACCACCCCGAGCUGCCCAUCAUCAUCUCUGGUUCCGAGGACGGCACUCUCAGAAUCUGGAACGCAAACACGUACCGGUUCGAACAAUCUCUCAACUACGGCCUCGAGCGCGCCUGGUGUGUUUCCUAUCAGAAGGGCAAGCAGGGCGUCGCCGUCGGUUUCGAUGAUGGUGCCGUUGUGGUGAAGCUGGGUCGGGAGGAGCCUUCCGUCUCCAUGGACGGUUCUGGCAAGCUCAUUUGGGCCAAGCACAACGAGGUACUGUCCUCGGUCAUCAGGGGCGGCGAUGAUUCCAUCAAGGACAACACCCCCAUCACUCUGCCCACCAAGGAGCUCGGCACCUGCGAGGUCUUCCCCCAGACACUGGUCCACUCCCCCAACGGCCGCUUCGUCGCCGUCUGUGGAGACAACGAAUAUAUCAUCUACACUGCUCUAGCCUGGCGCAACAAAGCCUUCGGCUCGGCUUUGGACUUCGUCUGGGCCUCCAAAGACAACAGCAACGACUUCGCUAUCCGCGAGUCGGGUACCAGUGUCAAGGUCUACAAGAACUUUGUCGAGAAGUCCGGUGGCCUCGACAUCCCCUUCCAGGCUGAUGGUCUGACUGGUGGUGUCUUGCUUGGUGUCAAGGGAGCUGGUGGUGUGAGCUUCUACGAUUGGGCUUCCGGCAGCUUGGUCAGGCGUAUUGAAGUGGAACCAAAGCAGGUCUACUGGUCUGACAGUGGCGAGUUGGUUGCUCUCGCCUGCGAAGAUACCUUCUACGUCCUACGGUUCUCAAGGGAAAACUUCGUCGAGGCGGUGCAAGCCGGCCAGGUUGACGAGGAUGGCGUUGAGGCAGCCUUCGAGGUCAUCACUGAUAUCGCCGAGUCCGUCCGUACCGGAGAGUGGGUUGGUGAUGUAUUCGUCUACACCAACAGCACCAACCGCCUGAACUACUUGGUUGGUGACCAAACGUAUACCGUAUCACAUUUUGACACUUCGAUGUACAUUCUCGGAUAUAUUCAGCGCGAUUCGAGAAUUUACCUGGCCGACAAGGAUGUUAACGUUACGUCAUUCGCCUUAUCACUACCCGUUCUGGAGUAUCAGACGCUGGUGCUCCGGGAGGACAUGGAGUCAGCUGCCGAGCUGCUACCCAGCAUUCCCGAGGACCAGAUGAACAAGAUUGCGAGGUUCCUCGAAGGCCAGGGCCACAAGGAGCUUGCGUUGGAAGUCGCCACUGACCCUGAGCACAAGUUCGAUCUAGCGCUUGCCCUUCACCACCUUGACAUUGCUUUGGAGUUGGCAAGGGAUGCGGACGUCGAGCACAAGUGGAAGGCCGUUGGUGACGCUGCUUUGACCAACUGGAAUAUCCCGCUGGCCACUGAGUGCUUCGUGAACGGCAAGGAUCUCGGCAACUUGCUCCUGAUCUACACCAGCACUUGCAACCGUGAUGGCCUGGCUAAAUUGGCUGAGAUGGCCGAGGAAGCUGGUGUCAACAACUUGGCACACUUGGCCAAGUGGAGCAUCGGCGAUGUCGAAGGUGCCAUCCAGCUCAUGACCAAGACCAACCGUUACACAGAGGCGGCUUUUACAGCACAAACGUAUAAGCCGAGCUCGGCACCGGACUGUGUGCAAGGGUGGAAGGUAAAUCUGGAGAAGAACAAGAAGGGCCGGGUGGCCAAGAUUAUCGGUGUGCCGGUGGAGGAUGAUGAUUUAUUCCCCGAGUGGGAGGAGUGGUUGAAAAUAGAGCAGGAGGGUGGCGCAGUGAAUGGGGAGGCAGAAGUUGCAGAGGAGACGGAGGCAACUGAGGAGGCCGAGGAAGCCACCGAGGAAGCCGAGGCUGCUGAGGAAGACGAAGAGUAA